Striga hermonthica is the source of this 403-nucleotide messenger RNA. NCBI's taxonomy places the organism in Eukaryota, Viridiplantae, Streptophyta, Magnoliopsida, Lamiales, Orobanchaceae. The record is from the annotation of a GenBank genome assembly.
AAACAAGCUGGUUAUCUAACAUAGGGGCCUCUAACCAUGUCACAAAUGAGCUUGAGAAUCUCAAUAUUGCAGCUGAGUACAGUGGAAACAACAAGCUCUUAAUGGGAAAAAGAGAGGCAGCAACUAUUUCACACUUUGGUAACUCUUUCAUUCAGCAUCCCAAUCACUCAAAAGUUUAUGUUCUGAAAAAUUUAUUACUUGUGCCUAAGAUCAGUAGAAACCUACUGAGUGUAUCUCAGUUUGAAAAGGACAAUAAAGUAUUUUUUGAAUUUUAUCCAAGCUUUUGUUUUGUAAAGGACCAGGAAACUCAAGAGGUCCUGCUCAAGGGAGUUCUUAUGGAUGGAUUAUACCACUUCAACUUGCAGUGUUUGAAGAACGAGCAACCUCAGUUUUUGUCUUCUCA